ACUCUCUCGGCUCUAAAACGACUCAGGAGCCAUUUUGUAUUGAAGCUUCGCAGCGUUGCUGGUCAACCGUCAUCUUAAAUAGACUAGCCAAGCUAAUUAGCUUUAGUGGUUAAGAUACAAGUCAAAACACUUACUGAUAUAAAUUAAUUUGUUUACAGCCAUACACUUACUUGUCGUGAAUAAUGAAAUGGAAAGGAUUAAGCUAGCAUUUUGGCUAACUGUCGAACAAUUAUUGGGGCAUUCAAAUGCACUAGUAAACAGGACAAAGUUGGGGAUAGACACCUGACAGUUGACAUUAAUGAAAAGUUUAGAUGUUUAAAAUAAAAGAUUUCACUUAAAAUAAUUGCCUACACCUACAAAUAACGGGAAAACAAGGCAGAAAAUACGGCUCAGAUAUGCGAGUCGAAUCUUAAGGUUCGACUCAGAGAGCCGACUCAAAGAGCCGACACAUUCGCAAACGACACUUCACCUCACUUAGGCAAUAUGGCGACGCUCAUGUGGUGCAUGAGAGGUGUGUGUACAAUCCUCAAACCAACUCUGACUGUAAGAACCAGUAACAGAUAUGUGCGCACAGUGAGGCGCAGACCACCGACCACUUCUUCUUCUUCUUCUUCUGUGGAGGAGAUAAUCCUGAAGUCAGAAGUGAAACCCGAGCAUCCUGCAUGUUCUCCUUCAGCACUGGAGUCCAUGCUGCAAACGAACCACAGAAAUGUGUGUCAGAAACCCGGAGACACGACGAGGACAGUUUCAGAGUCACAUCCCGAGAAAACAACAAGCAAACAAGCAAGUCGUGCUUUGUCCUCCAGACCUCCAUGUUUCCACCAGGUGGGAAGUCUGCGGUAUGAAAAGGCGCAGCCUGAUGACAAGAGAGUCUCACGUUUGGUGAACUUGGCUCGGUCGAAGAAGCUUCGUGAACAGCAAGGCAAAAUCCUCCUGGAAGGAAGACGUCUCAUUUCUGACGCGCUGGACGCAGGGGCUUCACCACUCACCAUCUUCUUCAGUACAGUGGAGAGACUUCAGGAGCUUCCUGUAAGCAAACUCACACAAGCCAGCUUAGUCAAAGUCAAGCUGGAGGACGUCCGACUCGGGCCUGAUCUCAACACGGCACUCGAUAUGAUAGCUAUCGUCAAACGUCCAGAGGUGUCCCAGAUGUCAUUUUCUGAGGAGAAAUGUGGGAAGGCAUUGCCUUUGACGCUUAUCUGCGAUAACGUGCGGGAUCCAGGGAACCUGGGUGCGACGUUGCGCUGUGCCGCUGCUGCUGGAUGCCACAGUGUGCUGCUCAGUGCAGGUUGUGUGGAUGUCUGGGAUUCCAAGGUCCUCCGUGCUGCCAUGGGCGCCCACUUUCGCCUUCCCAUAAUCCCUAGUCUGUCCUGGUCUGAUAUACAGAGACACCUUCCUCCCACUACAACUGUCCACGUAGCUGACAACUCGAGCAGCUCCAUGACCCAGCUGGAACUCUCAGGAACACUUCAGCGGCAAAAAAAAGCUGGAGACUAUGGAUGGGUCAGCAGCCGCCAUAUCUCCAGGAAAGUGUAUUAUGAAGACGAGGAUGAAGAGGACAAGGUGGGCGGGUCUAGGCAGGCGGGCCCAGUUUUAGAGACUCAGCCUUAUCAUAUGAGUUGGACUGGUAGCCACACGGCCAUCGUGAUUGGUGGAGAGACUCACGGUUUGAGCCAGGAAGCCUUGCAGUUGACCAAAGAAACAAGGGGGCGGAGAUUAUUGAUCCCCAUGGUGCGAGGAGUGGACAGUCUGAAUGCUGCCAUGGCUGCGAGUGUGCUGCUGUUUGAGGGAAGGAGACAACUGAGUGCGAAAUGAAAGACAUGGUUCACAUGGUUACAGUUACAGUACAUGCUUUAAAAUGAAUUUUACAGAAGGGUUGAAGCUAAACUCCCAACCCAAUAAGAAACAGUACAAGAGCUGAAUUCUCGAAUCUGAUUGGUCAGACGGUGUUGAUUAAUUUUCUAUAUCAGCAGCUCUGACAAUACUGUUGGCCGCAGGUUUGUAACACCCUCGUUCUAAUAUGUUAUCAUUUCUAUAGCAACAGCUCAUUCACAGGGACUUACAUGGCAGACCACAUUUAAAAAAAAAAGUUAUUUAAUAAAGAAAAAGUGUAAUCAUUGAUAUGGUGAAGUAAGAAGUUUAUUUAACAUUUAUGGAAGGAGUCUCCAGUGUCAACACUUUGUAAAAGUCAGACCUAAAGCUGUAAGUUUUAAGUUUUCCAACAUAGGGAAGUGUUCACAAGAUGACAGCUGAUUUCACGAUAUUAGACGUAACUAUAAAUGGAUAAAAAGUGCAACGCGUCAUCUUUUAAUAAAAAAAAUUGCUGUGGUGUAUGAAGAAUGUAACAGUGUAUGCUGCUUUACCUGAGAGUUGAUAUUAAUGAAACUCAGACCUACAAGAACAAAUUCUGUAGAAUUCUUAUGUAUUUUAUACUGUGGUUAUUUAAAAGUAGUAAAUAAUGAUCUAUUAAGAGAAAAAAUGAAUUCUUACUUGUUCAUUAAUAGCUAGAUGUAGUGUUUUACAGAUUGUAAAUUGUGGCCUUGCCUUAUAAUUCCUAUUUCAGUAAAGCAAUAUUUGCUUUUAUAA
Messenger RNA from Pangasianodon hypophthalmus (striped catfish), 2586 nucleotides. It is a transcript of the gene mrm3b, whose product is annotated as mitochondrial rRNA methyltransferase 3b. The record is from RefSeq and is a predicted model, not a curated record. The transcript has 4 exons. Gene Ontology annotation, molecular function: RNA methyltransferase activity; RNA binding. Gene Ontology annotation, biological process: RNA processing. The coding region runs from base 484 to 1815 and encodes 443 amino acids. NCBI's taxonomy places the organism in Eukaryota, Metazoa, Chordata, Actinopteri, Siluriformes, Pangasiidae.